AUGGGCUGGUUACAGCUCAACCGCCAAAACAUCACUCCCUCUUCCACCCACAACAACUCUACUCUGCAUAAAGAUCAUAGUACGACACACAUAGAGGACAUCCACAUCGACAAUCCCCAACCUCGUUGCUAUCCACCAGUAGCAAUCGACUUACCAGAUGCCUCACUGCCCUUUGUCCCAGCACCCACGGUCCUCGACGCAGAAUCGAGGGACCACAGACUCUGGCUCGUCAUCGACAACAUUGUCUACGACUGCACCGAUCUCAUCUCCGAGCAUCCAGGUGGCAGCACAGUGAUCAACAGUUUCGUGGGCAAAGAUUGUUCGUGGCAGUUUUGGAGGUUUCACACCCAGGAGCGCAUGAGAGUGUAUGGGAGGGGGUUGAGGGUUGGUCGGACAAACGGUGUGAAGAAUCCGUUCAGAGAGCCGGCAAGGUAUGUCGGGUUGAGGAGGCUAGGGAAUACAGAUGAGGGAUGGGAUUGA
Molecule: messenger RNA, 480 nt
Organism: Aureobasidium vineae
Lineage: Eukaryota; Fungi; Ascomycota; Dothideomycetes; Dothideales; Saccotheciaceae
Source: the annotation of a GenBank genome assembly